AUGCGAGGAAACGACACGUCUCUCAGCGACUUUUCAGAGAUGUGGUACGGCGUGUUCCUGUGGGCCGCCGUGUCCUCGCUGGUCUUCCACCUGCCGGCCGCCCUGCUCGCCCUCGCCACGCUGCGCCAGCACAAAACGGCCCGCUUCAUCCCCAUCGCCAUCCUCCUCAUGGGCAUCGUGGGCCCCGUCUGUGGGGGAGUGCUCACCAGUAAGUAA
Menidia menidia (Atlantic silverside) is the source of this 216-nucleotide messenger RNA. NCBI's taxonomy places the organism in Eukaryota, Metazoa, Chordata, Actinopteri, Atheriniformes, Atherinopsidae. The record is from the annotation of a GenBank genome assembly.